AUGUAUGAGAGUGAGAGUGAUGACUCAUGGACUCCUCCACCCAUAUCUGAUGUCUGGGUUAACGAAGACAUCAUUGAUACUGAUGAGUUUGUGCCUGAACUCGAACAACAAGCCAUAUCAUUGACUUUGUCAGUUUUCAAAAACAUUGAAAGAGAAUAUAGAGAUGUGGUUCUAAAAGAUGCAUAUGAUAACUUCAAAAAUUCUAUGCGAAGUCGGAGCUGCCGGAAAGAAUACAAAUGUCCAGGAUCACUCAUGUCGGUGCCUACUCCUUUGAUGCCCUAUACUCCUUCAAGAAGAGAAAUGUAUAGACUGAAACCAACUACAGUUGAAGUGGAAACGAGAGGCGUUUUCGAAAUCCAAAAAUGUUUUCCAAUUCACAUUCAAACUUCACCGAUCUUACCUCGAAUGAAGUAUUGGGUUCAUUCAGAGAAGAACCACGAAGCUCCUGAUAACCUGCGACUGUCACAUAUUCCUCAUAUCACGGACGACUUGGAUGAUCGGGAGUUUGUAACAGACUUACGAAACAUGUAUUCUGAGGGUAUACAUGGAGCUGAUCGGGGAUGUGAGAAAUACAUCAACGAUUAUAUGUUGUAUGUGCUCCUGAAAGAAAUGCAUAAUUUGUGGAAAUUAGAGAAGUUUUAUAUUUAUAUCGCCGUUUUCAAGCUCUUUCCCAAUAAGUAUACUUACACACAGUUCCAAGAUGGAAUGUUUUUAACUUUGCAAGAUCGUUUCGAGAAACUUGAUGUCAGAUUAGCUCCUCACAGCAUGGAUUUAGUUCAAAGCCUGUUUUGUGAAGACUGCAUGGAAUAUGAUUGCUUGGUGCACAUAUCGGAGCCACCACCUAAGUUAGGUUCUCAACGGCCAAAUGUAGUAUCUGGUGUUGAGCCGAAGCAUCUAUGUUCUCAUUGGUGCUAUAAAACAUUGCCAGAGUUGGAUUUGUUGCAAGAUUUACGUUUUAAUGACAGCUUCGCUCUCCAAACUCUUUCAAAUCUAUUAAGUGCGAAGCAGCACGUUUUCUGUAGAGUCGCAAACAUCAUGAAUAAGAUUUGUGCUGAACGAGCGAUAUCUUCAAAGACAUGUGCACAGUGGUAUCGCAUAUCCAAUACAGUGAGAGGAAUACAUGAUAAUAAUAAUAAUAAAAUUAAUAAUCAUCAUAAUCAUAAUCAUCGAAGCUUGGUGUACAAUACUAACCCGAAAAGAAGCAUUUCGAAAAGUGUUUUAUUCAAAUCUGCUGCACAUCGUCGGGAACAUUAUAGAGUGUUUUGUAGGAACAUGAAUAAAGUCGAUUUUCCGAACAAAAUGAAUCCUUGUAAUCAUGCCGGUAAAUGCGACUCUGACCCCAAUUGUGAAUGCUAUAAAAAUGGUUUAGCUUGUUUUAAACAUUGCUCCUGUGACCUUGACUGCGUCGUCAAGAUGCCGGGAUGUAGUUGUGGUCCAGGAUGUUGUUCUUCUACUAAUUGUUGGUGUUUCAAAGCCAAUUUUGAGUGCGAUCCAGAUAUAUGUUUAUCUUGCAACUGCGAUCUUACUCGACCCAAAUCAGGAUACAGUUUUUGCAAAAACAUUGGCAUACAGUUAGGUCUGAAGAAAGACAUUGAGAUUGGAUUGUCUCAAAUAUCGGGGUGGGGUAUAUUUAUUCGUGGGACUGCCAACAAGGGAGAUUUGAUCUCGGAAUACACUGGAGAAGUUGUUUCGCAAAGUGAGGGAGAACGGAGAGGGCGAAUUUAUGACAAACUGUCCCUCAGUUACGUUUUCGAUUUAAAUCUAGAUGAAUCAGUGGACGCUGGGCGGUUCGGAAAUCUCAUACGGUUUGCUAAUCAUUCAGAAAGCAAACCCAACUGCGAGACUCUAAUCAAAAUAGUUAAUGGACGUCAACGAAUAGGAAUUUAUGCGAAAAGGGCCAUUCAUGAUGGGGAAGAGUUAGUGUUCGACUAUGGCUAUAAAGAGGAAAACAAGUUGUUCGUCCCAAUCGAGAUCGAGAUAGCUGAUCCUAGUAAGAAAUAUAAAAAGAAGAAAACCUCCGGUGAUCGUGGAAAUGUAAAGAAAGGACAAAAGAAAAACGGGAAUAGGAAGUAA
This is a messenger RNA of Auanema sp. JU1783, 2073 nucleotides long. Lineage: Eukaryota; Metazoa; Nematoda; Chromadorea; Rhabditida; Rhabditidae. The record is from the annotation of a GenBank genome assembly.